CCCAUCCCCAGUCAACAUCUUUCCACCCUCAACAAUGUAUAUUUAAAUGUGUGCAUUGUAGGAUCCUUUCCAAGCACAUUUGAUGCAUGAUGGAAUCCAGUUCCAUACCCGACCCUGACGUGCACGCCCACGUCCACCCUGUUCUUCGCGAAGCUCUCCGCAUUUCGCUCAGCGCCAAGGAAUACAAGAUCCUCCACGAGCAUGCUGUUCGGCGCGCUCCUGUGAGGGUCCAGUCCAAGCUCCCCUCCCCAUCGAGAUAUGAAGCGAUCAUUCGCUCCAAGAACAAGCCCAAUGAGGCGGCCCUUCGCGCCUCUAUUCGAGUUUUCCUCGUCUCCGGCGCCUUACUGAAAUUAGUUGAGUGGAUACUUGCAAGGAUUCGAGGUGACUUGUCCAAGAAGAAACCACACACCUCUUUCCUCCGCUCCCCCAACUUGCGCCUGUCGGCGUCACUCUCUCUCGUCCUCCUCCUCCACAGAUUUCUACAUCGUUUCUUCGUCCGACUACGCGCAAACCUUCGCACAGAUGACGCCCAACCCUUCCGUAAUCGGAACCCCCGAGUGUCUAAAGCGUUAACAUCACGCUAUGCGCCCGCUGUUGGGGCUAGUUUGGCUGGUUUUGCGCUGGGGAUAUGCCCUCAGAAUCAGCUGCGGCUGACAGCCGCAAUCUGGACAUCUACUCGGAGCUUGGAGUUCCUUUUCAAUGUUAUCGACGGGAAAGGAUGGCUCGAGAAUCGGCCUCUGUGGUUUGGAAGUUGGUUGCUGAUGCCUUUGUCAUGUGCACAGCUAUUCCAUGCGUUUGUCUUUGAUCGGGAGGCUACACCUAAGUGGCUAGGAAAUAUCAUCUUUAGACUCUCCCGGGGCUACAUCCACGACCGCCCUGAGGGUUUGCCCGCGGAGUUUUCUUGGCCGGGAAAGGAGGACGUAGUUGACUCGCUUGCAACUGUCGCUGAUCUGCGCUGGCCUGCAUUUGUCUCGCCUAUCUUACAUCCCGGUGACCUCAACACCCUCCCGUCAGCUGUCAAAUCUAUCUCACCAAUCACUGGCCCUGCCCACCCAUCUAUCUCAACCCUGUCUUGCGCACUGCUUCAUCCAAGCAGUCCCAGCUGUGGCACAGCCUUCCUGCAGAAUAUUCUCCUCUCAGUCCCUCGCCUAGCCCGUUUCCUAACGACCGUCACCUUGGCCUUAUCUGUACUGAAGUUCAAGAAGCUGAUGGCCAAUCCCAUCACGUCGGCUAAUGCCCUCUCGAAGAAAAUCAUCACACUUACAGCUGUCCUUUCUGCGUCUGUCGGUUCCGCGUGGGGUAGCAUCUGCCUCUGGAACUCUCUGCUCCCCCGCUCAGUCUUGCCCACGAAACGCUUCUUCCUGAGCGGUGCGCUUGCAGGUAUGCCCUUUGCUUUCCUGGCGAAUAGCCGGAGUAUUUUCCUGUACUUUUUCCGAGCCGCCGUGGAUUCGGCUUGGAAGACGGGUGUCAAGCGCGGGCUAUGGAAAGGAUGGAAAGGCGGCGACCUAUUCCUUGUCGUGCUUUCCUGGGCACUAUUGGGCUCCAUCUUAGAGAGCAGACCGAAUGCGGUUCAAGGUCCAAGGAUACGGAAGGCGUUAGCAUGGAUGAAGGGGGAUGGAUAUGUGGACCCGGUUGACGUUGCAGCGAAGAGAAAGCUGAAGAAAGCGAAAAAGGCUGAGGCCGAGGCUGAGCAUUGAGAGGGGAUUUCCAUUCUGCGCUAUGGCUUUACUAUAGUACCACUUUAUCCCGUUACGCGCGAUGUUUUAGGUCUGUUUUCUCUACUCCGCAGGCGAAGUACACAGCGAUGCACUCUUUUUGUUGAUACCACAGCAUAUCAAGUACAUAUUUCAAGUCCGAAAUGUCUAGCUGCAGAGUAUAAGCCAGUAGAGAUAGU
Messenger RNA from Aspergillus alliaceus, 1894 nucleotides. RefSeq lists its product as uncharacterized. The transcript is spliced from 4 exons. NCBI's taxonomy places the organism in Eukaryota, Fungi, Ascomycota, Eurotiomycetes, Eurotiales, Aspergillaceae. The record is from RefSeq and is a predicted model, not a curated record. The coding region runs from base 87 to 1697 and encodes 536 amino acids.